AUGAAAGUCCAUUAUAUUAAUAUAUUAUUGUUUGCUCUUCCACGAAAUAUAUUGGUAAAUACCCACAAAAAACUAUCCAUCACACCACCUCAUAUACAAACUACCAGAUUAUUAUGCGAAUGCGAAUUAUUUGCACCACAAAAUUAUGACAACGAUCCUGAAAUGAAAUCUGUGAUGCAACAAUUUGAGGAUCGUACGUCACAAAGGUUUCAAGAAUACGAUGAAAGGUUGCAAGAAAAACGACAAAUAUGUAAAGAUAAAUGCGAUAAAGAAAUCCAAAAAAUUAUUUUAAAAGAUAAAUUAGAAAAGGAAUUAACCGAAAAGUUCGCGACAUUACAAACUGAUAUACAUAGUGAUGCCAUUCCAACAUGUAUUUGCGAAAAGUCGAUAGCAGAUAAAGUGGAGAAAACAUGUUUAAAUUGUGGAAAAAAUCUAGGAGGUUUUGUUCCGGGAUUGGGCUUGAUAGGUGGCAGUGCUUUAUAUGUUGCCGCAGUAAAAUCAUCUGUGGAGUUAGGUAUUAAAAUGGGUAUGCAAUCAGUUAUUUCUGACCUAAAAGUGUUAUGGGAUCUGACUAGUUUAAUUAAGGCUAAAGUUAUAGAAAAUUUUGUUACUCCUACAAAUUAUUGUAAUAUAACAUCUAUUAUUGAAUUUCUCCAGAACAUAAAUAAGAGUUCAUGUGCAGCAAAAACUAAAAUCACUCCAUUAUUUUGCAGUACUGUAGAAUACCAAGGACCAGAAGAAUUAGCUAAACGUGUAGCAGGUAUUGUUGAACAAGCUCAAUUUGCUGGUGCUCAAGCUGCAAAUGAAAAAUUCCUUGAGCUAACAACUUCAUAUGCUAUAUUAUCUCAUCCUAUAGUAAUUUCUCUUAUAGUAGUAGUGGCUAUAGCUGUUAUACUUUUAAUUAUAUAUUUAAUUUUACGUUAUCGCAGAAAGAAGAAAAUGAAGAAAAAACUCCAAUACAUGAAAUUAAUAAAAGAAUAG
Molecule: messenger RNA, 981 nt
Organism: Plasmodium falciparum 3D7
Lineage: Eukaryota; Apicomplexa; Aconoidasida; Haemosporida; Plasmodiidae
Product: rifin
Exons: 2
Coding region: 1-981 (326 amino acids)
Source: RefSeq, a predicted model, not a curated record